Molecule: messenger RNA, 1625 nt
Organism: Rhipicephalus sanguineus (brown dog tick)
Lineage: Eukaryota; Metazoa; Arthropoda; Arachnida; Ixodida; Ixodidae
Product: peroxynitrite isomerase THAP4-like
Exons: 7
Coding region: 309-1625 (438 amino acids)
Source: RefSeq, a predicted model, not a curated record
CUCAAUGAAAUUCGCUGGGUACAUUCCUUUGCACGUUUCCGUCAUUUAUGCCAAAUUACAGGCUUGAGACAUGCGCAGAUUGUUUGCAAAUGAAUUUUAAAGAUUGUCUGCAAACGCCCUCCUGGCUUCCCACAAUUAUUGGCAACAUUGCGUCUGUGACGUCAAUCUUGUUAUGGCAGCGGAAGUGACGCCGACGAGGGCACCGCUAACUUCGGCCGCUACAGCGAGCGUCUGCCGUGUAGCGUUGGUUUUGCCGGCGCUUCGCUGGUUUGGCGCGCGAUUUUCUGUUCCCUGUGGAUGGUCGUGCGAUGGGUAGUUGGUGUUGCGCUGUGGGUUGCACAAACCACUCAAGCAAAACGCAGAGAGUUUGCUAUCACCAGUUUCCAAAUGACAGUGCUCUCCGUGAGAAGUGGAUCAGUGCGAUCAGACGGGACAACUGGUUACCGAGCAAAUGGGCACGCGUGUGUUCCGAUCAUUUCUCGCCGGAGUCCUAUAAGGAUAGCGUUCACUUGAUGGAAGCUUUUGGGUUGUCUCAGCAACACUUUUAUAGGCGCUUGAAGGCGGACGCCGUGCCGACAGUGUUCAAAGAGGUGAUCCUGCAGCCAGCAACACGAGGAAAAGCCAUCAAAAGGAAAGCGGAGCAGGAUGUCUACGAAGCCCUUGCCUUACCAGAGCCAGAGGCUGGCCAUGCAGAGAGCAGCAAUCAGCAUGACUGGAGCUGCCAAGGGGAUACCCCCACUCAGUGCAGUGAUGCACAGGGAGCUCAGCCACAGACGCGUGAUGUUUAUGUGCAAACAACUGCGCAUGCACAGAGUCCAAAGGCUGUACAGACAUACAUCAGGGGGCAAUCUAUUGGUGUCCAAGUCAGCCCAUUGCCUACUCGUGACAGCUGUGACCAAACUGAUGACAUGCUGCUGUACAGUGACGAGGUGCUACCGGAAGUGAGGCCUUUGUGCUCUACUCCAAAGCGUGGUGCAAAUGCCCCAGGUCUCAAUCUGAGCAGGACUGACUACUUCAGCGAUGACACAUCCAGCUCUGGGGACCUUGAGUCAGGCUUGCACAACUACACAAAUGACUCCUCAUAUGUCUGUGACGAGCUGAAUGAUGACACUGAUAAUGAGCUGCCUGCGCAAGGAUUGGGUGAAGACGGAGUGGCUGAAAAAAAAUACAUCGUCUUUCAGUCGUGCUUGAUGGAACUCUUGCACCAUUGCAAGAUUUGUGGAGCAUCGGGAAGCACGGUUGACAUUGUGGCAAGUGGAACGAUGAUUUCAACGACCACGAAAUGUUCAGGAAACCAUGUGACAAAGUGGUGUAGCCAGCCAAUGGCUAAAGGAAAGCCACUUGGCAAUUUGCUGUUGAGCUGUGCUAUACUGUUUACUGGGAGCAGCCCAACUAAGGUCAUACGCCUGCUCUCUGUAAUGGGGGUGCAGUCGCUGCAGAAGACACAGUACUUUCAGUACCAGAGGUGCUAUCUACUUCCAGCAGUUGAGCAGGCAUGGCACUCCCACCAGAGGACCUUAAUUGAAGAGGCCAAGCACCAGCCACGCUCACUAGCAGGUGAUGGCAGGUGUGACACGCCAGGGCCAUUCAGCAGACUUCGGGACGUACACAUUGCUCGACACUGA